AUGUUCCGUCCAUCCUCGAUCGCCCGUAUCUUUCGUCGCAGCUUUUCUUCUUCUGUAGAGCUAAAGAAAACACCUCUAUAUGAUCUCCAUGUAUCUCUCGGUGGUAAAAUGGUCCCAUUUGCUGGUUAUUCAAUGCCCGUGCAGUAUUCAGCCGGUGUCUUGCAAUCGCAUUUGCAUACUCGUGAACAGAAUAAAGCGUCCCUCUUUGAUGUUUCACACAUGGGACAGCUACGGAUCACGGGUAAAGACCGUUUGCAAUUCCUUGAAAAUGUCGUGGUUGGUGACCUCGAGGCACUUGAGAGUGGGGAAGCUAAGCUCAGUCUCAUUACGAAUGACAAGGGUGGUAUCAUUGAUGAUUGCGUUAUCAGUCGGUACGAUGAUCACGUGUACGUGGUCGUAAACGCCGGUAAUCAGGACAUUGAUCUAGUGCAUAUGCACAAGCUCCUUGAAAAUUUCAAAGGAGAUGCAGCCAUUGAACGUAUUCAAGACCGUGCCCUUGUAGCUCUACAAGGUCCUGGUGCUGUUGACGUGAUUGAGACACUUGGUCCUAAUGUGAACUUAAAAGACUUGGAGUUUAUGCAUGGAGUUUUCACUCCAUUAAAACUACAGCACGGUAAAAUCGUGGAUGUCAUUUUGACACGAUGUGGGUACACUGGAGAAGACGGGUUUGAAAUCUCAGUACUGAGCAAAGAUUCAGAGAUGUUUGCUCGUGCAUUAUUGCAGGAUGAACGGGUGCUGGAAUCAGGUCUAGGAGCUCGUGACAGUCUUCGUCUUGAAGCGGGAUUGUGUCUACAUGGCCAUGACAUUACAGCUGAAACGACGCCGAUUGAAGCAAUGCUAGCAUGGACAAUUGGUAAGCGGCGUCGGGAGGAAGGAGGGUUUCCUGGUCAUGCAGUCAUCAUGGACCAGUUGAAGAACAAGACGGCGACGAAAAAACGCGUUGGCUUUGUAGUCGAAGGAGCAGCGGCGCGUGAAGGUGCCAAGCUCUUUGAUGCGAACGAUAAGGUCGUCGGUCAUGUGACAAGUGGCACGUUCAGUCCCUCGCUCAAGAAGGCCAUUGGCAUGGCCUACGUGGACAAGAGCUCCGGUAAAUUUGGUACGGAGCUGCAUGUCAAGGCUCGUAACAAGACGCAAAAGGCCGUCAUCAGCAAGAUGCCCUUUGUGCCGGCCAACUACUACAAGAAAGAGUAG
This is a messenger RNA of Peronospora farinosa, 1191 nucleotides long. The record is from the annotation of a GenBank genome assembly. Lineage: Eukaryota; Oomycota; Peronosporomycetes; Peronosporales; Peronosporaceae.